Passer domesticus (house sparrow) is the source of this 5654-nucleotide messenger RNA. RefSeq names its product endosome-lysosome associated apoptosis and autophagy regulator family member 2 (gene ELAPOR2). The coding region runs from base 243 to 3284 and encodes 1013 amino acids. The record is from RefSeq and is a predicted model, not a curated record. The transcript has 22 exons. Gene Ontology annotation, biological process: positive regulation of BMP signaling pathway. Gene Ontology annotation, cellular component: membrane. NCBI's taxonomy places the organism in Eukaryota, Metazoa, Chordata, Aves, Passeriformes, Passeridae.
CCUCCUCCUCCCCGCGCCCCGGCCCCUCCUCCGGGCUCUGGCGGUGCCGGUGCCGCCGGCGGGGCCGAGUGUCCGGAGCGCCGGGGUUAUGCCCGGCCGCAGGCGCGGCGCAGGGCCAGGGGCAGCCCGCGGCAGGGGCUCGCAGGUGUCCGGCAGGAGCAGGGGCCGGUGAUCCCAGCAGCACCCCCGCCCCCGGGAAGGGGAGAGCGGGCGCUCCGCGGCCGGGGAGGAGGAGGAGGAAGAUGAUGAUUAUGAUGCUGCUGCUGAGGAUGCUGAGGAUGCGGCGGGCCGGAGCGGAGCGGGGGUGCCCGGGCAGCGCCUGGGUGUGCUGCUGGCUGCUGGGCUGGCAGGCGGCCGCCCUGCAGCUGCCGCCCUGCGAAGAGACAGAUUACCACUUCGAGUACACGGAGUGCGACAGCAGUGGCUCCAGGUGGAGGGUGGCUGUCCCGAACCCGUCAGUGGAGUGCUCUGGACUACCUGACCCCGUGAGAGGGAAGGAAUGCACUUUCUCCUGUGCCUCUGGUGAGUACCUGGAGAUGAAGAACCAGGUGUGCAGCAAAUGUGCAGAGGGGACCUACUCCCUGGGCAGCGGGAUCAAGUUUGACGAGUGGGAUGAGCUGCCAGCAGGAUUCUCCAACGUGGCGACUUUCAUGGACACGGCGCUGGGCUCAUCCGAGGGUAAAGCCGACAGCUGCAACAACUCUUCAUGGACGCCUCGAGGGAAUUACAUAGAGUCAAACAGGGAUGACUGUACAGUUUCUCUCAUCUAUGCUGUGCACCUGAAGAAAUCCGGCUCUGUCUUCUUUGAAUACCAGUAUAUUGACAACAACAUCUUCUUUGAAUUUUUUAUACAAAACGACCAGUGCAAAGAAAUGGAGUCCACAGCAGACAAAUGGGUGAAGCUCACAGACAAUGGGGAAUGGGGCUCUCAUUCUGUAACUCUAAAAUCAGGUAGCAAUAUAUUGUACUGGAGAACAACAGGGAUUCUCAUGGGCUCCAAAGUUGUAAAACCAGUUUUAGUGAAGAACAUCACAAUUGAAGGAGUUGCGUACACGUCUGAAUGCUUCGCGUGCAAGCCCGGUACCUUCAGCGACAAACCAGGUGCAUCUGGCUGCCAGGUGUGCCCACGAGACACUUAUUCUGAGAAAGGGGCUAAAGAGUGCACCAAGUGUGAAGAAGAAAUGUAUUAUGCAGAGGAGGGAUCCAGUGCAUGCAUAGAGCGACCUCCAUGCACAAGCAAAGACUUUUUCCAGAUACAUACCCCAUGUGAUAAGGAGGGAAAAACUCAGAUCAUGUACAAGUGGAUUGAACCCAAGAUCUGCAGAGAGGAUCUCCCUGAUGCAUUGACCCUACCUCCUUCUGGAGAGAGGCAGGACUGUCCACCCUGCAAUCCUGGCUUUUACAACAAUGCCUCAUCUUCCUGUACUCCCUGCCCACCAGGCACAUUUUCGGAUGGGACACAGGAGUGCAAAGCCUGCCCUGCUGGGACUGAACCAGCUCUUGGGUUUGAGUACAAGUGGUGGAACAUCCUGCCAGGAAACAUGAAGACAUCUUGCUUUAAUGUUGGCAACUCCAAGUGUGAUGGGAUGAAUGGUUGGGAGGUGGCUGGUGAUCACAUCCAGAGUGGGGCAGGAGGCUCUGACAAUGACUAUCUUAUCUUGAGCCUGCACAUACCAGGAUUUAAACCUCCAACAUCAGUGACGGGAGCAACUGGGUCAGAACUGGGACGGAUUACUUUUAUUUUUGAGACCAUCUGUUCAGCAGAUUGUGUGCUGUACUUUAUGGCAGAUGUUAAUCGAAAAAAUACCAAUGUGGUGGAAUCAUGGGAAAAAAGUAAAGAAAGACAAUCCUACACUCACAUCAUCUCCAAAAAUGCUUCCUUCACAUUCACCUGGGCCUUUCAGAGAAUAAAUGAGGGCCAAGAUAGCAGGCAGUUCAUCAAUGACAUGGCCAAGAUCUACUCCAUCACGGUGACCAACGCAGUGGAUGGCGUGGCCUCUUCUUGCCGGGCCUGUGCCCUGGGCUCCCAGCAGUCGGGCUCGUCCUGCGUGCCCUGUCCUCCAGGACACUACAUCGAGAAGGAGAGCAGCCAGUGCAAGGAGUGUCCGGCCAACACCUUCCUGUCCAUCCACCAGGUGUACGGCACGGAGGCCUGCAUCCCAUGCGGGCCUGGCAGCAAGAGCACCAAGGACCACUCUGCCUGCUUCAGUGAUUGCCUGGUGUCCUAUGUCAAGGAUAACCAGAGCCUGAAUUACAAUUUUAGCAACCUCAGCCAGGUGGGCUCGUUGAUGAGUGGACCUAGCUUCACUUCCCGAGGGACCAAGUUCUUCCACUUCUUUAACAUCAGCCUGUGUGGGAACGAGGGGAAGAAGAUGGCAAUUUGCACUGACAACAUCACAGAUGUUACUCUGAAGGACAUGGUUGCAGAAUCAGAAGAUUUUUCCAAUUUUGUGGGAGCUUUUGUCUGCCAGUCCACCAUCAUCCCAUCAGACAGCAAGGGCUUCCGAACAGCCCUGGCUCUGCAGUCCAACAGCCUUGCUGACAGGUUCUUAGGAGCUACUGUUGAAACAGUGCUGGAAAAUAUCAGCACCAAGGCAGAUGUGUUUCCUUCCUCUCCAACCAAAAUACCAGAUGUGCAUUUCUUUUACAAGUCUUCAACAGUGACAACCUCCUGUGAGAAUGGCCGUGCAACUGUUGUGACAAUGAGAUGCAACCCCAACAAACCAGGCCAAGGAGAGCUUUCUGUGCCCAGCUCCUGCCCUGCGGGCACCUGUGAUGGAUGCACUUUCUACUUCCUAUGGGAAAGUGCAGAAGCUUGUCCUCUCUGCACAGAGCAAGACUACCAUGAGAUUGAGGGAGCCUGCAAAAAAGGAUUCCAGGAAACCUUAUAUGUAUGGAAUGAGCCAAAGCAUUGUAUUAAAGGAGUUUCCUUGCCAGAAAAAAGGACCAGCACUUGUGAAACAGUGGAUUUUUGGCUCAAAGUUGGAGCUGGUGUUGGUGCUUUCACAGCUGUUCUGCUCAUAGCCUUGACUUGCUACUUUUGGAAGAAGAACCAGAAGCUGGAGUAUAAAUAUUCCAAAUUAGUGAUGACAACGAACUCAAAAGAGUGUGAACUGCCAGCUGCUGACAGCUGUGCUAUAAUGGAAGGAGAAGAUAAUGAAGAAGAAAUAGUAUAUUCAAAUAAGCAGUCACUGCUGGGGAAGCUCAAAUCCUUGGCAACAAAGGAAAAGGAAGAUAAUUUUGAAUCUGUUCAGCUGAAAUCUUCAAGAUCCCAGAAUAUAUGAAGAAUUAAUGCUGCCUUCAAAGGAACAAACCUAAUUUCUAUUUUUACAGGACUAUAUUUUAAACAUAUUCUGGCACACAUUAUAGUGGUGAUCUUGGUGAGAAAUGCUUGGCCUUUUAGGAAGAAAGAAGACAGAAAGCAAACCAGAAAAUUGGAUUGCCUUACCAUGUGAUUGAGUACCUUGCCAAAAAAAGAAAGCAGAUUCUUGGAUUCCAUACUGGGAAUGAAAUUCAACUCAGGAAGAGAUAUACAUACUGCAAAUAACAUGAAUUUUUUGCAUUCACCUGGGCAACACUCAGGCAUGCCAUAUGAUUUAUAGGUACCUUUUGUUUCCUUCUCAUUCCUGUGCAUAUUCCUAAGAAAUUAUUUUCAGAGAGGCCUGCAACCUCCUGCAGAGGUUGUGUGUUGUUGUUUACUGGCAUAACUGUGAGUCUUUCUUGAAAUCAAAAUUUUGAAUGGUACUCAGAAUGAGCCUUGGGUGAGUUUUGAACUUUGGAAAAUACUUUUGAUUUUAAUGCUUUGAAGGUCUGGAUGGUCUGUGUUGACCUCUAAUGCACGAGGAAUUGUGUUGCACCUGCAAAUUGAACCCAAUCUGGUGCCUAAGUCAUGGCCAUCAGGGUUGGAGUAAAACCUAGUGCUAUUGAAUUUAAACUUGGUAACAGCUGUUGUGUGAAUUGUAGGUCUGGGCCCAUGAGUUUGUAGGCAGUAGCAGGUUCAAACUCUAUAAAAUGAUGUAAAGUGGUACCUGCAGUGCAAGCUGCACUUGACCCUCUCUGUGGAAGCUUUUCCUUUCAAGAGAGGUCUUUGGCAGAUUCAGUGUUCUCCCUUGGGCUGUGUAAAUGUCACUUUUCCCAGGGCUGGGAACCAGCAAAGCCUGAAUUCUGGAGGUACAGCAAAAAUCUCUACUUUUGGGAAUCAGGGAUCAGCUCUGUCAGUUGGGAGGCUUGUUAGAAAUACCCAGCCUCCUUUAGUCCUGGGCCCACACAAGGAAGGGGGAUGGAUGGAUGGAUGGAUGGAUGGAUGGAUGGAUGGAUGGAUGGAUGAUGGAUGCAUGGAUGGGUGGAAGGGUGGAGGAAUGGAUAGAUACAUGGAUUCAUGGAUGGAUGGUGGAUGGAUGAGUGGAGGAAUGGAUGGGUGGAUGGGUGGAGGGAUGGAUGGAUGAUGGAUGAUGGAUGGAUGAGUGGAGGAAUGGACAGAUGGAUGGAUGGAUGCAUGGAUGGAUGGAUGCAUGGAUGGGUGGAUGCAUGGAUGGGUGGAUGGGUGGAAGGGUGGAGGGAUGGAUAGAUGCAUGGAUUCAUGGAUGGAUGAUGGAUGGAUGAGUGGAGGAAUGGACGGAUGGAUGGACGGAUGGGUGGAUGAAUGUCCAGCAGAGCUGAGCAUGAGUUAUGUACUUGCACAGCAUCUAAAUGCAUCCUGUGUCAGUGCAAGUAGCAGCUAUGGAGGAAAGGCACAAAGUGGUGCCAUGGAAACUGGAGGCUGGGUGGACUUUUCCGUUCAGUCAGACACAUUAUAAGCAUAUGAUCUUCAUAAUAUCCACAGUAGUAAUUUCCUGAAAUUCCCUCCGAGGUCGAACUCAAAGGAAUCUGAAACUUAGGCAAAAAAUAUUUGAGUAAAAUUAUGUAAGACUUGUACAGAGCCAGAGAAAUUGAGUUGCAAUUCUUGCACUGACCUCUGGUCAGACUCGUAUUUCCAUUACAGCAAAUUUAUGUGAAUUGUGGAAUGCAUCAAAACAAGAAAAGAGACAUGGGCAGAAAUAGUCUUUUUACUAUAAGGAAUAUAGAUUUUUGAUUUUAUAUGACUGAGCUAGGUCUAUCAAUAAAAGAGGGCCCACUUUUAAGUAAAAUUUAAAUUAAACUGAAUUUUCUGCACUCUAAAUAUUUUAUUAUACUCUAGAUGUGAACAAAAAUUUUAUGAAGUUUAGAUUUUUUUUCAUUAGGGAAAAUUCAGCUCCGUUAUUUUGUAGUUCCAGUCAAAGAACACACACUUUACUCUUUUGAUGGGAGAUCCUUCAGGCAUCUUAACUGAAGUGGUGUACAUUUUCUGUUGGUCUUGAAAAGGCACUUCAUUUUCCCAAAAAAGAUUUUUAUGGGGUAAUGUUGAAUGUAUAUUAAAUACACAUUCCUUUUUGUAUAUUUUGUACCAUUGCACACUUAUUAUUGUACAUUGUAUUUGUUGUCAUGAUGUCAUUUAUAUAUGGUUGUCAAAGAUGAUAUGCUCACAGAGUAAAUGGUUAUGGCUUUGGGAUUUCACUUCUUGAAUAUUUUAUGAUGAGGGGUUUUAUGUUGUUGAUUUUUAUUCAACUAGUGUGCUGUAGCAUCAAAGAUAUCUAUCCAAUGGACAUUCAUAAAAUAAAGUAAAAAUAUAUUUGAAA